UAUUUAGGGUUUUGAUCUUGGGUGUAGAUCGGAUUUGGUCUCGCAAUUGUUCUUCACUAGCAUCUUUAGAAUUGGAGGUAAAUUAUCAAUGAUUGUGUGGUGAAUUUUGGACUGCUCAGAUUUGUGGAGUCUUUCGCUUUUGAUGUGAAAUUGAUUGUGUCAUAUGCAAAUGUUCGUUGAUUUGAAGUGAUAUUACGUAAAGGCGAGAUUUGCCUUUGAUUGAUUUACCAAGUUCCAAUGUCAACAAGUUGCUGGUUAUGUGUGCACUGAUUGUGUAUAAUUGCUUAUUUUGAUUAAGAUAUACAUUACUAAGCAUUCGAGCAUUGCAGUCUUGUACUGGUUUAUAUAGUUUCUGCAAAUUUUGGUUUCGAACUCUGGAUUGAUAGUUAAUUUUUUUUUUUUGUGUACGUUUUUCAUUCGCAGUAAUUUUCUAUGAUUGCUGGACAAAUUUACUGAUUCCAAUUUAUUGUUUUUGACAGGACCUGUCAAUUAUUAGCGUAAGAAAUGGAUAUGAAUGUAGAUCAUUAUGUGAUUCUUGGUUUAGAAUCUGGAGAGAAAGGCGCUGAGCUUACAGAGGAAGAGAUCAUAAAGGCAUACAAAAAAAAGGCUUUGAAGUUGCACCCUGACAAAAACCCAGGUGACGCUGAUGCCGCAGCCAAUUUCCAAAGGCUCGUAUCGUCGUAUGAGAUACUCAGGGACGAAAAGGCCAGAAAAUUGUUUGACGACUUACUCAAAGUUAGGAGACAACAGCAACGCCGCGAUUUACAACGUGAUGCCAAGCGACAAAGGAUGGUCUCUGAUCUUGAAGCAAGAGAACGAGCUGCCUUUGCUCCAGACCCAGCUGCCAAAGAUAGACAAGAAGAGGAUAGAAUUACUAGGAAACUUGCUGAAGAGAUUGCGAGAAUACGUGCAAUGCAUGCGAAUAAAGGGGUGCCUACUGCUUCUGUUCCUAAAAAAGAGAAUAGGAGAGUUGAGAAGGAGAGUGCGGGUGGUGCUGAGCAAGGGGUGGAUAUGGAAAGGAUGCUUAAAGUUACAUGGGAAAAGGUUGGUGAAGAUUAUACAGCAGAGAGGUUGAGAAAGCUGUUCUCUAGGUUUGGUGAGGUUGAAGAUGUUGUUAUCAAGUCUAAAAAGAAGAAAGGUUCAGCAGUGGUUGUAAUGGCAACUAAAGAUGCAGCUGUUGCUUCAACAAGAACUAUGACUGGGGACCUUUCUAAUCCAUUGCUGGUUAUACCUCUUCAACCAGUUGCUGCUCCAGUGGCUCCAGCAGCUCAGAAAUCUGAUGCACCUGAUCGUCUUAAUAAUUUGGUUGGCACUGGGUAUCAAUCAUUUGAGGAUGCUGUUUUGAAGAAACUCGCACAGGCUGCACAGAAGCAAAAGUAAUAGUCAGACUUUUAGAAGCAUGAAAGGAUGGUUGAUCUCAAAAGUAAAGUUCAUGAACUCAGUGGUUUCAGUAUAGGGAACUGGUGUAGUGUGUCUCUCUCAACUAUCUCAAGAUAUUGCCAAGAAAAAACUCUUGGUGUGAACAGUGUUGAAUAGGCACCAGUUCAUGUAUCAGUGAUUGUCCUUUACAUCUACAUGUCACAGUUACAUAUAUACAAAAGAAAUUCUAUCGUCCAUUACCAAUUGUACCAGGGGAUGUGACGCCUUAAAAUCCCCUCGACUUGCAUCACAUAAUUUCUAGGCUUCCAAUUGGUAUCAAACACCAAUUUCCUGCGGUUUUCUUCUUCUGUUAUUCCUCUGUUUUGGCAUUCUUGUCCAUUAGUAUGAUUAGUACACACAAUGAGGUAUGAGCGUGUUUCAUGGUCCCAUUGCCAGCAAAACCAGCAUGUAAAGAUAAAAGAUCUGUUGGAGAACUCAACUUAUUGGUACUCGGGGUUUCACAACUUCACAGAAUGGGUUGGUUGAAAACUGUUCUCUGCUCCGGGAAGCUUACUUGAAUGGAGGGUCACUUCCUUAAUCACCCAUUAGUAAAGGGAUAAAGUGUUCUGUUAACUGUAUGUAUUGUGUUAUGCGGCACCGGUCGAAAUUUGUUGCCGUAUAUUCACGCCUUCACCGGUGUUGUUUUCCCCUCCUAACCAUCCACUUCUGUCGGAUUAGCUGCCAUUGGCAAUUUGGCAUGGUAACUACAUAGCACAGUUCAACACCUUUUAUUUACAAAAGAAAGGCUUAGGCCACCUCUUCUUUAAUGUCGCUUCUAGCUCUCAUUUCUGGUUGAGAUAUUAUCACUUUCAUCACU
Messenger RNA from Fragaria vesca subsp. vesca, 2236 nucleotides. RefSeq names its product dnaJ homolog subfamily C member 17-like. The transcript has 4 exons. Gene Ontology annotation, molecular function: RNA binding. The coding region runs from base 505 to 1380 and encodes 291 amino acids. Lineage: Eukaryota; Viridiplantae; Streptophyta; Magnoliopsida; Rosales; Rosaceae. The record is from RefSeq and is a predicted model, not a curated record.